AUGUCAAGCUACGACAAGGUGGUCAAAGGCGCUACCAAGCCAAAAUCAGGUGGCAUAAAGCCAAAGUACAUCGAUCCCAUCAUCGCAACCACAUUCGCAACGGAUGGAUCGCUUCAAGAUGUCUGCAGAGCACUCGGUAACCGUCUGCGCGAACCUAACGCCACGGUCGUACUCAAAACUCUUGUCAUCAUUCACACAAUAGUCCGCAACGGCGAAGUCGACAACGUCCUCGGGCAUCUCUCCUCCGACAUCGGCAACAUCCGUCUACGAAAUGUGUCAAACAACAGCUGGUCUGGCUACUCAGCUCCCCAGACGCUCUCUGUCUAUGCACAAUACCUCGACGAGCGUGUCCGCGCCUAUCGUGAUCUCAAGCACGAUGUGAUUCGCUCCUCUGACCGUUCUCGAGCACAUUCCAACGGCGCCAGCAACAGCAAUCGCUUGCGUAAGCUUUCAGUGGAGAAAGGUCUCUUGCGCGAGGUCUCGACAACUCAGAAAGUGGCCAGCGUACUUAUGCAGUGCUCCUUCUUCCUCGAUGACCUCAACGAUGAUCUCAUCAUGUCCGCCUUCCGCAUGACUCUGAAGGAUCUGCUUGCCAUCUACACAGCCAUCAACGAAGGUGUCAUCAACAUUCUCGAGCACUACUUUGAAAUGGCCAGAUCCGACGCAGAGCGUGCUCUCGAGCUUUAUCGUCGGUUCUGCCGCCAGACCGAAAACGUGGUUGCUUUCCUCAACAGUGCUAAGAAGGCCUCGCACAGCCUUAACCUCGCCAUCCCCUCACUAAAACAUGCUCCUGUCUCGCUUGCUGGAGCACUCGAAGAAUACCUCAAGGAUCCCAACUUUGAACAGAACCGCAAAGAGUACAAGGAGAACAAGCGCAUCGCAGACAGUGGCCCCCCGGCUUCCACUGCUCGACCCAUCUUCACCAUCUCGUCCAGCGUUCCAAAGAGCGAGUCCAAGAAGAGCAUCACGAUUCAGGAGCCUGACAAACCAGAGCGCAAGGUCAAGCCCCCAACCUCAAAUCAGGAUCUCCAGGACUUCUUUGCCAGCAUCGACCAUGACGGUGGUCAGCACGUCUUCUCCAAUGUUCCCGCAGAGCACAGCUUCUUCUUUCAGGCUCAGCCUACGGGUAUGAUGGGCAUGAACGGCGGCGGCUUUGGAGGUAUGGGCACGGGGAUGGGAAUGGGCGGUCUGCAACCUCAGAUGACUGGCUACAAUCCGUUCACGGGUCAGCAGCAGGCGGGCAUGCAGAUGCCGAUGCAGCAGCAAAUGACAGGGUUCGGUGGUAUGCAGCCACAGAUGACUGGGUUCGUCCAGCCGCAAGCUACGGGUUUCAAUCCCUUCCGACAGUCGGUCAUGCCUCAGCCCACUGGGUUCGGUGGGCCCUUCGGUACUUUUGACGGUCAAUCGAGCUUCCUCAACCAACAGCAACAACAGCAGCAGCAGCAACCGCAGCCUCAACAGCAACAGAGCCAGCCGUUCCAAGGCCUGCAACCUCAACACACGACCACACCUUCCCAGCCACAGCCUCCCACACAGCAGACUCAGAGCGGUGCCUUUGGUCAGGGUCAAUCUCAGCAAUCAUCGGCACUUUCUUCAUUCAACUCUGCCUUCUCUUCGCAAAGCAAUGGACAAGAGUUGGCAGCAUCCAAGCCUACGACGCCUGCCAGGUUGCUUGUACCACAAAAGACCGGGUCUCGCAAUCCCUUCGCGCCACCUCCUGGGUCCACACCACCGCCAGCUUCCCCUCCUGCGCCAAAGGGUCCUUCGCUUAACCAGCUCGCUACGAGCGCAUUUGGUGCACCUGGUGGUGGUCACUACGGCCUUGGUGCUAAUGCUUGGAAUGGAAGCGAUCCUAGCGGCAAGAACGUGAACCAGCAACAGCAACAACAGCAGCAGCAGCAGCAGCAACAGCAGCAGAACAGCUCAAAUGGUCUGCUCGCACCACAAAAGACAGGACUAAUUGGCAGCAUCGCGUCCGAGUUCGCUUUCCAGAAUCAGAACGGUCAGAACAAUCAGAACGACACCAACAGCAACGUCGCCGGCUCUGCGUUCGGAGCUAGCACGCCUGGCGCUGCUUCGACGCCGACUGGUCAGCCGAACGGCAACGACCUGUCGUCGCAAUUUGGAUCUAUGUCCUUUGGCACGCCCUCAUCCUCCACCCAGCAGCAGGCGUUGCAACCACAGCCAACAGGCUUUGGGGGAAGCUCAGUGCAAGCGUUCAAGCCACAGUCGUCAUUUGGUGCUAGCCUGUCAACAAAUUCGCAAUUCCCAAACUCGAGCAGUCCUGGCGUGGCGCCGCAGAUGACAGGCAACCCCUUUGCAAGGGUCGGCAACUCAGCAACCCAGCAACAGCCUUCCCUCACAGGCAUGGGUGGUGGAGCAUUUGGCAGCUCUUCGAACAUCAACCCGACCAAUAACACCAGCGCGGGUGAAAACUUCGGCUCGUCGACCAGCGGGCUUACUACAACUUCCAACAAUAGCUCAGCCCUAAACGCGUUCAACUCUGCUUUCUUCUCCUCUUCCACCCAGCCACAACAACAACAACAACAACAACAACAGCAGCAGCAGCAGCAGUUUUCCAACGGAGCCUUCGGCGGAGCGAAUGACUUCACAGCGGCCACUAGCAACAGCACAGGUAUGCAGCCUUUUGGAAGUGGUGCUGGCCAAAGCUCGUUCAGUGGAGGACAAGUGCAACCUCAACCAACAGGGUUUGGAGGGUCAACUAUCAAGCCCUUCCAGCCCUCGUCGGACUUUGGAAAGAGUAUUAAGAAUGAUGGUCAGCCGAAUUUGCUUCAGUUCUGA
Messenger RNA from Ustilago hordei, 2802 nucleotides. Its product is annotated as related to YAP1802 - protein involved in clathrin cage assembly. Gene Ontology annotation, biological process: clathrin coat assembly; vesicle budding from membrane; clathrin-dependent endocytosis. The coding region runs from base 1 to 2802 and encodes 933 amino acids. The transcript has a single exon. Gene Ontology annotation, cellular component: clathrin-coated pit; clathrin-coated vesicle. Lineage: Eukaryota; Fungi; Basidiomycota; Ustilaginomycetes; Ustilaginales; Ustilaginaceae. The record is from RefSeq and is a predicted model, not a curated record. Gene Ontology annotation, molecular function: clathrin heavy chain binding; SNARE binding; 1-phosphatidylinositol binding.